AUGAAUGUAAUGAAUUUUGUAGAAUCCUCAGUGGGAGCUCAAAGCUUGUUAUAUGCCAGAGUUCCCAAAACAGAGAGAAUAUAUAGAUGUCCUACACGUGACCAAAGGUUUGCUAAGCAUUCAGUUUUCAUUCAGCAUCAGAGAAUCCACUGUGCAGAAAAGUAUGGUGAGUAUAACGAUACUGGCAAAGCUUACAGUUGCUGCUCACAUCUCAUUUUACAUCAGAGAAUCCAGGAAAAAGAGAAACCUUGCAAAUGUGAUGAAUGUGGGAAAACCUUCUGUCUAAAUUCAAAUCUUAUUCAACAUGGAAAAAUGCAUACCAGAGAGAAACCCCACAAAUAUAAUGACUGUGGGAAAUCCUUUACUCAGUUUUCAGGGUUUAUUCAACAUCAGACAGUUCACACUGGAGAAAGUCAUAAGUGUGAUGAAGGUGGGAUAGCCUUCAGCAGUAGUUCCAAUCUCAUGGAACAUUGGAGAAUUCUUUCCAGUAAGAAAUCUUUUCAAUGUAACAAUUGUGAGAAAACCUUCACUAACACAACAAGUUUGAAUUACCAUCAGAGAAUUCAUGCUGGAGAGAAGCCUUAUAAAUGUAGUGAAUGUAGAAAAUCUUUCACCCGACACUCUGUCCUUAUUCGACAUCAGAGAGCUCACACAGGUUUCAGUUGGAACUCUAACCUUACCCAACAUCAGACCAUUCAUACUGGAGAGAAGCUGCUUGAAUGUAAGGAAUGUAGGAAACCCUUCAGUCAGAGAUCUAACCUUAUCCAACACCAAAGAAUUCACACUGGAGAAAAGCUAUUUGCAUGUCUUGAAUGUGGGAAAGCCUUCCAAAGCUCCAAUCUUACAAGACAUUGGAGAAUUCAUUCUAGAAAGAAGCAAUGUGAAAAUAAAUAG
Messenger RNA from Phascolarctos cinereus (koala), 894 nucleotides. The record is from RefSeq and is a predicted model, not a curated record. Lineage: Eukaryota; Metazoa; Chordata; Mammalia; Diprotodontia; Phascolarctidae.